This is a messenger RNA of Panicum hallii, 334 nucleotides long. RefSeq names its product wiskott-Aldrich syndrome protein family member 2-like. The record is from RefSeq and is a predicted model, not a curated record. Bases 43 to 294 code for a protein of 83 amino acids. NCBI's taxonomy places the organism in Eukaryota, Viridiplantae, Streptophyta, Magnoliopsida, Poales, Poaceae. The transcript has 3 exons.
CAGGCACUCCAGGCUCAGCUGGAAGAAGAGAGGAGAGAACGUAUGGAGUUGGAGGCAAGGAUGAGGGCGGAGAUGGAGGCCGAGCGGGAGGCUGACCGACAGAGGAUGGCGAGCAUGUUCGCGUACAUUCAGAGUCUUGGCGCCGCGACGGGUCUACCUCCGCCACCUCCCUUCGUCACCCCACCUAGACCACCCACCGAUCCGUUUUCUACUUCAAAUCAGUCGGCGGCCUCCAAUGAUCCGUAUAUUUCUCCAAAUCAGACCAACCGGAGCAACUGGCCACCUUCGGCAUAGAUGAUGGAGUUAUUUGCAUUUGAGACUUAGCUAGAUUGAA